AUGUGGCCUUUCUCGAGCUCAAAGGAAGAAGCAAAGCCCGCUGCUCAGUCUCGCGGGGACCGACAGAAGUGCUGGGACACCCGAGACGCAUACUUCGCCUGCUUGGAUAAAGUCAAGGUCGUCAAAGCCGGCGACGAGGGGGAUCAGUGCAAAGCAGAGAACGCCGCAUAUGAGAAGAACUGCGCACGAAGCUGGAUAGACUACUUCAACCAGCGGCGUGUCAUAGCGGAGGCGCAGAAGGAGCGCCUCGCGCAGGCGGCGAACCAAUUUCAGAAAGCCAAGUAG
Schizophyllum commune H4-8 is the source of this 285-nucleotide messenger RNA. RefSeq lists its product as uncharacterized. The coding region runs from base 1 to 285 and encodes 94 amino acids. Gene Ontology annotation, cellular component: mitochondrion; respiratory chain complex IV. Lineage: Eukaryota; Fungi; Basidiomycota; Agaricomycetes; Agaricales; Schizophyllaceae. The record is from RefSeq and is a predicted model, not a curated record. The transcript is spliced from 2 exons.